AUGAAACGCAGGUCCACGAUGUGCCUCAUGGUGUUGCAAAGUAAAUAUAUUCCUAUAAUGGAUUCUCCAAGGAAGAAUAAUGAUUGUUAUUUUUACUACUAUUCAACAUGCUUAAAGGGAGAUAUGUGUAUGUUUCGCCAUGAACCUGCUGCUCUGGGCUGUGAAACCGUGUGCACUUUCUGGCAACAAGGAAAAUGCCUCAAUCAACGCUGCAAUUUUCGUCACAUGGAAUUGAGAAAAAACCGUAAGAUUAUUCCAUGCUAUUGGGAGAACCAGCCAGGUGGCUGCAGAAAAGCCCAUUGCCCGUUCCAACAUAAAAUUCCUAGAGAACCUAUUGGACAAGAGCUGGAAAAAAAUAAAGAAUGUGAAAAUGUUGGUGCUCCAAAAGUACGAGAAAGGGAAACCUGGACCAGGCAAACAGAGUGCUUGAAUUUAUUUGCUGUUCCAGUGAUGCCUGAAGGGGCUCAGUUUGAUGAAUGUGUUGGGAGCAGUGACAACGACUCUGCACGAGUAGGCCCUCGUCGUGUGAGCCAGGGAAGUGAAACUAGCUACGGAAGCCCUCCUGUGGAUCCACUUGUGGUCAACUUUGAAGAAGAGUCAGACAAUGAAAGUGUCCCUACUUCGACUCCCACUAAGAAGCCUCAGAAGAAUGUUCAUGUUAAAACAUUGGAGGAGAUAAGACUAGAACGAAUCCAGGCAGAGUCGGCUGCUUUCUACAGCUACAAGGAAAGCGGUCCCUCAUCAGGUGUAAGUGACCUGCGUUCCAGACUUGCUCCACGUAAGCCUUACUCUAAAUCUAGUCAGGACUUUCGUAUUCUUACCUUGGAUGAGAUCCGAAAGAGGAAAGUUGCAGAAGCAAAUAGCGAUGUCAAUGGCGACGAAUGUCUCGAGCCAGUGGAAAAAAGAUCACGAAAUUGUAUUUUAGACUCCAAUUAUAAUGUUGACGAUGGUGUGAAGUGUGUGACAAGUGAUUCAACUAAUCUUACAGUAAAUAAUGUUUCUGAAGAGUCUCUUGCAGAUGUAAGUGCCAAGUGUAUUGGAGAUUCUAAAGAACAGACGCGUAAGAGAGCACAUUCACCUAUUACUUUUAAUGAACAAUCAAAAAAACCAAGUGUCUUAGUUAGUGAAGAUCAUAGAUCUGUGAUAAAUAAAGAGAAUGAUAUAAUCGAAGUAACUGAUGAAAAAGUACCAGGAAAGGAAUUGCCUUUGACUUUAAAGAAAUUUCGUAAACCUCUUCGGAGAGGGCUAAAUAAUGAAGUGAGUGCAAAGGAUCCAACAACACGAGUGAUCCGUUUGAGAAGAAAAAAUAUUGUGGAAAAAUUCAGUGGAAGAAAAAAUAUAGUGAAUGCAGAUUUGACUUGUGUGAACAAUGAAGUGUCUUCUAAAGUGCCUCCCUAUUCUUCUGUGGCGAAUGAAAAUGCCAAUAACAAUAUUAGUGCUUCCAAUGCAGAGAUAUUAAGAACAAGUGCAAGAAUAAGUGAACAAAAUAAUGGAGGUUCAAGUCCACAUACAAAUAGUCUUCAGGACUCUUUAAGUAGUACAAAAGUAGAAAUAGAUACAAGACAACAAGCCCUGGAAGAAAAUUUGGAAUCCAAAGGUGCAGUAAGUUUCCAAAACUCUGUAUGUGAUAAAGCUGUAAAGGACAAGUGGUCAUCUUGCCAUCGGGAUGAUGAACUUUUCUUAGAUAACAAUGAAUAUCCUGUAGUGUUACGAGCCGAUGAGGAUAUUCUUCAAGAUAUUGAUGAAUUAUUAAAAGAUUAGUGUGCAUAAAUUCAUUAUCAUCUCAGUUUCUUUCUUAAUUAGUGUUAACACAAGACUGAUCAUUUGGCUAUUUCAUGAAUUCUGAACACAAUUCCCUCUGUGUUAAUUGACCUUUUAUCUUUACUGUACUUUUGUCAUGAAUAUUUCUUCACUUUCAAGAACAGUUAUACUUAGGCAUUUCUAUAAGUGCUUUGAAAAUAUCAAAACAGCUACACGGUAUUUAGUUGAGAUAUGGAAAUGGUCACUUGCAGUGAAUAAAGGUUUUAUUUUGUUAACAUUCAGUCACAGAACAUAUGUACAGUUUAUUUUUAUUUUUCUUGUUAUGUUUUAAUUUUUAGCAAGAUAUACCUCUGAAUACUUACAUGUAUAUAAAGGACUUUUAUUGCCAUAGUCAUGAAGUGAUAGAAGUAGGAAAUAAGUCAUUGACUUUCUUUUAACAUGCAGAAUCUACUAAGAACAGUAAAUAUAGUACAGAAGCCUGAAAUAGAGACUUAUUUCAUGCAGUAGGCAAGCAAAUAAUGCAAAAGUAGAUUGUAUUAUUUACUAAAGUAUAUUGCAAGCAUUCAACUCAUUCUGUUUUGUUAUGUUUUUGUACAAAGGUUUCUGAAUAUUUUGUAAAUAGCUCUUUGAUCAUGGAUCAAAAAGUAGAAGUGAUGUACAAAUGCCAUACAGUCAGUUUGUAGGCAAACGUAUACGACAAUUAUGCAAGUUGACAAUUGACGACUAACAAUAUUUACUGUGCAUUAUGUAUAUAGAUAUCUCAGGGCUUCUGAAAUUAGAAAUUGCAUAGUACCCUUCUUGAAGAAGAGUAUAUUUCUUACAUUUGUACCAUUCUCUUACUGAGCAUUGUUACAUUUGCUCCUCACAUAUCGCAAUUUUAUGACUACUUAAAUCCUUGUUGCACGCCCUCGGGCAGGUCUUAGCACAAGCAAGGAAAUUCGCUGAAGUAAAUGAGAGUUUACUGUCCAGCGCAGUUCUGAGCUUUCACUCAUUCAUAAUGUGCAUGAGUAUUGUAUUUUGAUGACUUGUAUUUUGUUAUUAAAUUACAUAUAUUAAAUAAACUACUGACAUCUCAGUGAAAGGAAAUUUUGUUUGAAGUCGGAUAACCUGUUACAUUUCCAGGAUGUGUGAAACUGGAGUGCAUUGAGCAAAAUGGAAAUCAGAUUUGUUGUGGAUCUUUCAUUGAUUUUUCUUUCAUAGGACUGACGAUUUGGUAUUCUUAUACUUUAGGUAGGGGUGAAUUUUUGACAAAUACAUAUUUUCAAGUGUUCGAGAAACAAAGGUUUGUUUUAUGCAGAAGUAAAUUUAUCCUAGUUAUAGGGUUCAUUGCUAUUGCUCAUUAAGAUUCCUUAUGUCAUAGUUUUGCAUUUUUAAGUUGAAACUUGUGACAAUUUUAUUAUUCACUUCAAAAUUGAGAGAUUAUUGAAGAACUGAUAAUUGUUACUUCAUUCUUCAUUUUAGUUAUUUUCUGUUUUAAAGUGAAAUUAAUAGGAUUCUAAGAAUUCUGGUGGGUUUUAUACGGCUCAAUUUGAUUGCUUUAAAUUUGUCUCUUUUCACGUAAAGAAUAGUUUUUUUAAUUACUAGGGUGAGCUGAAGGCAACAUAUUUUGUUUUUAAAAUCUGGGUCAUUUCACCUCUAAUUUUACAUAUAAAAAAUUAAUUUAUUGUUGAAAAAGCAUUUAAGAACUGUAUGUGAUUUGUAAGGGAGAAAUACAGGCUGUGCAUAUUUGACAAAUACACUUGUACCUUUGAAUUUCAGUAAUUAAGGACUUGGCAAAAAAAACACCAUACAGAUAAUUAGAACCCAUUUAAUGUCAUUUCAAGGUCAUUAGGGGCAU
Molecule: messenger RNA, 3598 nt
Organism: Gryllus bimaculatus (two-spotted cricket)
Lineage: Eukaryota; Metazoa; Arthropoda; Insecta; Orthoptera; Gryllidae
Source: the annotation of a GenBank genome assembly